UGUGCGUUGGACCAACCAAGAUGGCGGAGCAGCUGGACCGAGUGAGAAUCUCCGCCGCCGAACUUCGAGUCCAAAGCGCCGCGGCGUCCAAUUCGACACUUGACAAAGAGGACUGCCACGGGCCCAAGAAGCACUGGCGCCGUCCCGACUUGCAGCGCUACCGGCGAGGGCCCGGACAGGGACGACAGCGCCGCGACAGCGAGGAGGCCGAAAGCGGUCCCAAACCGAAGAACGGCAAAAAGAACCUCCUCGUCCGCGCCGACGACGAGGCGGGAGGCGGCGACUAUAAUGUUCACGACGUCAACAGCGAGGCCGCUCGGGAAAAAGACGUGCCCCAAAACCACCAAGAAAGUCAGGAUCCCGCCGGAGCCGUCAAGCCAAAGAAAACCCGCAAGCCCGACCGGGAAUUUUACCAGCCCGGAAUCCGCCGGAAUGCACAGGGAAAAGACUGCGGUGGGGCGCGAGAGCAGGAUAAGCCCCCCUCGGGGAAUCGCGACCGUGAAGCCGAGCGGCGCGCCGAAGAAAGAGAGGCAAAGGAGAACGCAGAAGACGGGAAACGCACUCAAGAUAAUACGAAUUUCAAGGAGACACACAGGAAAAAAGGACGGCAGGCUGCGGAAGAAGUCACGGUGGAGAAACUUGCGGGCAAAGUGGAAAAACUCAGCGUCAAGGCGGAAGCGUCUCGCGAAGGCGCCGAGGACGCAGCCGGCCGGAGAGGCAAAACGACAGAUCAGGAAAGACGGGAGGAAAAGAAGCCAGAAAAGGGAAACCGCCGAAGAAGAGGCGGCGAGAAGGAGAAGAGCCAAGAUGUCGUCGCGGGGCCGAGCGAGCGGGAAAAAGAGAGACGGGACGCCGGCGAGGCCAACAACUCAGGAGAGACUCAUCCAAACGAGGGAAGGGGGGGCCGGAGGAGAAGCGUCGAUAUCAACUACAAAAAGCGCGGCGGGGAAGACGCUCCCACGCGGAGGAACGCGCAGCGCGAGGGCCAGCGCAGCGAGCGCCGCAAAUCGGACGGCGCCGCGCCCGCCUCCAAGCGCUAUUCCAAAUCGGACGUCCGACGCCCGCGCCGUCGCACGUACAGCAGCAGCUCGGCCGGCAGCGUCGCCGGCGACGGCCGCCCGCAGAGAGGAGCGCGCAGAACGCACCUCCGCGGCCGCGACGUCGACGGGGAGUCCUCGGCCGACUCCGCCGAAGGAAGCGAGACGAGCGACGCGGCGGACGACGGACGGACGCGCGGGACGGACGGCGCGCGCGAGGAGCGGCAGGCCUGCCGAGGGCGAGGGAUCGGCGGGGUCUCCUCGCAGAAGAAACGAGACGCCUCCGGGGAUCGCCACAAACACGGGCCGGCUCCUCGCGGCCGCGGCGGAGGUAUCCUGGUGCUGCCGUCCCGCAGCGACAUCUCCGACCCGGCCGAAGCGGGCCAGCGGAUGCUUUUCGGCGGGCUUCGAGGAGGAGCCGCCUCGCGGGUCCGAGGAGGCCGCGGCGGAGGCGCCAGGCGCCUGUGGGACCCCAACAAUCCCGAGCAGAAACCGGCGCCGUCCCCCGGCGGCCGGCGCUCCCUCCCGCGCGCCGUCUACCCGCCGACGGGAUACGGUCAGCUGCACUUCCUGGACACGGACGACGAAGCGGCGGGGAGUCCUCCGGUGUCGCAGCGGCGGGCGGCCGCCUCGGCCCGCUACAAGUUCCAGAAGUCGGACGACCCCUACUGCUGCGCCGCGCCCGCCGGCCAGCGCCACCCCUUCCCCUUCGCGCCGCCCAACCAGGCGGCCGACGGCGCGUACCCGACGGCUCAGGUGUACAGAGGUCACCCCCGGGCGGGCGGCGCGCCGACGGCGGAGGAGGCGGAGCAGCAGGCCAGAGGCGAGCUGGGCCGCGUGCUCAGGGCGGCGGACUCCCAGGAAGUUCAGCUCAGCAACCUGCUGUCCCGAGACGGACUCAGCGCCGACGGGCUGGAGCGCAUGGCCCGGCUCAGGUCACAAGGAAGCUCCAAAUCACACGCGCACAUUGGCUUCAAAAUCAUCGACAUCGCCACCUCUCAACCUUUUUACACUCAGUUGCGCCGAAAAAAGUACUUGGCUCUCCAAGAUUCAACAUUCGAAUACAGUAGCGUACGAAGCCCGAGUGUUCAUCAAAAACGAGGCUUACGUCGUAAUGCUAAAAGGGUGGAGCUGCUGGGCGUGUACGAGCGCGUGGUUCUGAGCGACAUCGAGCUGGCCGACUCCCACGCCGUGGACCAGGCGCUGUGGAAGAACGUCUUCUACCAGGUCAUCGAGCGCUUCCGCCAGCUGCUCAAGGACCCCGCCGACGGCGACGACACGCCGCACAUCCGCAACGUGCUGCUCACGCUGCUCGACGAGGGAGCGCAGUUCUUUGACACGCUGCUCCACAAGAUGCAGACGGUCUACCAGUUCAAACUGGACGACUACAUGGACGGCAUGGCCAUCAGGGCGCGGCCGCUGCGCAAAACGGUGAAGUACGCUCUGAUCAGCGCUCAGCGCUGUAUGAUCUGUCAAGGAGACAUCGCUCGCUACCGCCAACAAGCUAGCGACUCGGCCAACUAUGGAAAAGCUCGCAGCUGGUACCUGAAAGCCCAGCAGAUCGCCCCCAAAAAUGGCCGCCCGUACAACCAGCUGGCCUUGCUGGCGGUCUACACCAAGCGCAAGCUGGACGCCGUGUAUUACUACAUGCGCAGCCUGGCGGCGUCCAACCCCAUCCUGACGGCCAAGGAGAGCCUCACCAGCCUGUUCGAGGAGGCCAAGUGCAAAACGGAGCAGUUGGAGCAACGCAGGAGGCAGGACGAGCGGGACGGCGGCUCGGGGGGGCCCGCCGUCAGGGGGCGCGCCGCGCCCGAGGACGGGGCGCGCUCCGAAGUCUGGCUGCGCCCCGGCGGACGCGUGGGCGCCAAGGCCGCGUCCGCGCGAGGGGCCGCCGGCGAGCCCGCCGGGGACUGUGAACUGGACGCAGAGCUCGGCGGUCUCAGCGCUAGUGACCUCAACAAGAGAUUCAUCCUGAGCUUUCUGCACGCGCACGGGAAGCUCUUCACCAAAGUGGGGAUGGAGUCGUUCCCCAGGGUGGCCCGGCGGGUUCUCCAGGAGUUCGGCGCGCUGCUCCGGCACGGCCCGUCGCUCCUGGGCGGCACGCACCUGCUGCAGAUCGUCACCAUCAACAUGUUCGCCGUACACAACGCCCUCACUCGAGGCGGAGGUGAAGAAGAAGGAGGAGGAGGAGAGUCUCGCUCGAUGCUGCAGGAGCAGAGCACGGCGCUGGGCCUCGCCGUGUUUGCGCUGAUGGUGCAACGCUGCACGCAGAUCCUCACCGACACCCCCGCAGCCUCUGCGUCCGCGUCGGCCGCAGAGCAGGAGGACAAAGACGGCGAGCCGGAGGCUCUGCUGAGGGUCUCCGAUUUCCCGGCGGACCUGCGGGAACUCCUUCCCGCCGUCAAGGUUUGGUCCGACUGGAUGCUGGGCCACCCGGACCGGUGGAACCCGCCGCCCUGCCGCAUCGACGUCGGCCCGGACGCGUGGCGGUGCCUGGCCCGCCUCUGCAACGUGCUGGCGCGCGUGGACCACGGCGAGGCGCCGCUCUACAAGGUGGACACGGACGAGGCGGAGGGCGACGAGGAGCUGACCGUGCUGCAGCUGAAGGAGGACAGGCUGCUCGCCGGCUUCGUUCCCCUGCUGGCCGCGCCGCAGGAGCCCUGCUACGUCGACCGCCGCACCGACACGGCCAUAGCCGCCGAUUGCAAACGGGUGACGGUGCUCAAGUACUUCCUGGAGGCGCUGUGCGGGCAGGAAGAACCUCUGCUGGCCUUCAAGGGCGGCAAAUACGUCUCCGUGGCCCCGCCGCCUCCUUCCGCCGCCUCCACGGACGGCAAGACCGGACAGGACUCGCUGUCCGACAAAGAGGCCGACGACGUCAUCGUGGAGUCCUCGAUGUCCGCGUCGGAAGGCGAGGAAGACGACGACGAAGAGGAGGCGGCGGAGGGAGACGGCGAGAGCGACAUCCGACAGCUGAAGGCGCGGCGCCACGCCCUCGCCAACAAGCUGGCGCAGCAGCAGAAGCGCCGCGACAAAAUACAAGCGGUGCUGCAGACGAGCGGGCGGCUGCAGCUGGAGGUCCGGCCUCUCUUCCUGGUGCCCGACACCAACGGCUUCAUCGACCAUCUGGUGGCGCUCAAGAAGCUCCUCCAUUGUGGCAGCUACAUCGUGGUGGUGCCCCUCAUCGUGAUUACGGAGCUGGACGGCCUGGCGAAGGGCCAGGACGCUUCGGGGGGAGGAGGAGGAGGAGGAGCAAGAGGAGGAGGACACGUCGCGGCGGCGGCGGCGCACGCCCGGGGCGUGCAGGAGAAGGCCCGCCAGGCCGUGCUGUUCCUGGAGCAGGCCUUCGAGGCGCGGGAGCCGCGACUGCGGGCGCUCACCAGCAGGGGGAGCCAGCUGGAGUCCAUCGCCUUCCGUAGCGAAGACACCUCGGGACAGCAGGGCAACAACGAUGACGUCAUCCUGUCCUGCUGCCUCCACUACUGCCAGGACAAGGCCAAGGACUUCAUGCCCCAUCAGAGAAACGGGACGGUGCGCCUUCACCGCGAGGUGGUCCUUCUCACGGACGACCGCAACCUGCGCGUCAAAGCGUUGACACGCAACGUCCCCGUCCGGGACAUCCCCGCCUUCCUCGGCUGGGCCAAAGUGGGCUGAACGCGCUACGGGACCGCCGACGCCUCCAGCUGCCCGAGGCCCGCUUGACACGGGAUUGUCCCCCGCCCCUCCUCAUCCUCCUCUUCCUCGGGAUGACGCGUGCGUGCGAGCGAGGCGGUAAGUGCGCCCAUUUGACGCGGAACGGCGCGCUCCCUGUCGCCACAGCGGAGAAACUCUGGCGCGCGGCCUCGAGGCGGCGCUGCGCUCCGUUCCGGCGGGCCAGCUUGCUAAGCGCGCGUGCAGGCGUUUCCUGCCCCGAUGGAAGUUCUCACUUGACUUUGAAGCGCUUGAAAGAGAAAGUUGGUUUCUUCGUGAGAAAUCAAAUCAGCAGCAGUUUGGCAAAUGUUGUGCUUUGCGUGCGUUUCUGUUGGAUUGAAGCUCCGUUCCGCUGCUAGUUAGUUCAAAGUGAAAAUUUCAAAGAAUAUCCUCGCAUCUUUUGAAAAGACUUUUUUCCUUCAUCGUGACUUUGCAUUUUCAUGUGUGACGCUUUUUUAUGGCAAAAAUGUUGGCAUUUGUUGCCAGAGAUUUCCAAGGACAAAGUGCAUGUUUGUGUUUGUAAUUUGCGUCUUCAUCUUGUGUUCCGGCCGGAGUGUGUCUUUUCUUUGUUUGACUCCAGUUUUUUUUUUUCCACUGGUGUUGCGGCGCGGCUUUUUUGUAUUUUAGCGGCCGGGCAACCUGAUGAAACA
This is a messenger RNA of Phycodurus eques (leafy seadragon), 5377 nucleotides long. RefSeq names its product SMG6 nonsense mediated mRNA decay factor (gene smg6). The transcript has 19 exons. Gene Ontology annotation, cellular component: telomerase holoenzyme complex. Bases 21 to 4691 code for a protein of 1556 amino acids. Gene Ontology annotation, biological process: nuclear-transcribed mRNA catabolic process, nonsense-mediated decay. NCBI's taxonomy places the organism in Eukaryota, Metazoa, Chordata, Actinopteri, Syngnathiformes, Syngnathidae. Gene Ontology annotation, molecular function: telomeric repeat DNA binding; telomerase RNA binding; protein binding. The record is from RefSeq and is a predicted model, not a curated record.